Molecule: messenger RNA, 570 nt
Organism: Trematosphaeria pertusa
Lineage: Eukaryota; Fungi; Ascomycota; Dothideomycetes; Pleosporales; Trematosphaeriaceae
Product: carbohydrate-binding module family 50 protein
Exons: 1
Source: RefSeq, a predicted model, not a curated record
CCCGCCCUAAUCCCCGAAUGCACAAAAGCCUACCUCGUCACAAGCGGGACCUGCGACUCCGUCGCCGCCGCCAACGGACUCUCAACCGCCGCCUUCCAAGCGCUAAACCCGUCCAUCAACGCGGGCUGCUCCAACAUGUACUCAGGCUGCAACUACUGCGUCAGCAAAGCCGCAGCGCCCACAUGCCCCACGGACUACGCCGCGCAGUGCGACACCUUCUACACGGUCGUCUCGGGCGACAUCUGCACCAGCAUCGUGGCGCGGUACCCGGGGCUCAGCCUGAACAACUUCUACGCCUGGAACCCCGCGGUGCACAACCCGAGCUGCGACAACCUGCAGCCGAACUGCAAGUACUGCGUGCACGUGCCGAAUCCGACGGUGCCGGACCCGCAUCAGCCGAAUGUUCGUCAGGGUUGCAAGGAGUACUAUCAGGCGGUGGCGGGCGACUACUGCUAUAAGAUUGCGGUGGAGAAGGGGGUCAAUCUUAAUGACUUUAUGAGCUGGAAUCCGGAUGUGGGGCCGACGUGUUUGAAUAUGCUGGCGGGGUAUUGGUAUUGCUUGAGGAUUUGA